AUGUUCGCACGCUAUGGAAUUCCAGAUAUCGUUCGUUCGGACAACGGCCCGCAGUUUACUUCGGCGGAAUUCCUACGGUUCUUGGUCACCCAGGGGGCCAAACUUGUGACGUCAAGUCCACACUUUCCGCAAAGUAACGGACAGGCGGAACGCACAGUACAAACGGCUAAGGCUCUCCUGUCCAAAGCUCCAGAUAUUGACAGAGCGCUCCUGGCGCAUCGAAGUACACCAGGGGCAUGUGGCUACUCUCCGGCAGAGCUCCUCAUGGGUCGACGUCUCAAGACCAACGUUCCAGUCAAUCCAGCUUCACUUGUUCCACCAUGGCCCCAGGUUCGAAAGUACCGGAGGCGGUACAAGAAGCUCCAACGCUCCCAGGCGCAGGGGUACGACAGCCGACAUCGCGCAACGGAGCGACCUCAACUAAAACCAGGAACAGCGGUUCGCAUCCUAGCCGGCGCUGCUGCACACGGCACCGUGAUCGGACACGCGGAUACACCAAGAUCGUACAUGGUCAGGACCGAAACUGGCCUAGCAAGACGGACCCGAACACACCUGCAGGAGACAACUCCCACGGGGGAUGCCUCCAUACAUGCCGAAAGAACGUCGGGACAACCGCCAGUGACAAGGGGACAAAACAGCGGACAGUCAGUGACCCAAACCAGAUCAGGGCGACUGGUGAAAAAACCAGAACGUUACGGGUACGGGGACUGUUCGUAA
This is a messenger RNA of Ornithodoros turicata, 717 nucleotides long. RefSeq lists its product as uncharacterized. The coding region runs from base 1 to 717 and encodes 238 amino acids. Gene Ontology annotation, biological process: DNA integration. Lineage: Eukaryota; Metazoa; Arthropoda; Arachnida; Ixodida; Argasidae. The transcript has a single exon. Gene Ontology annotation, molecular function: nucleic acid binding. The record is from RefSeq and is a predicted model, not a curated record.